Messenger RNA from Mangifera indica (mango), 462 nucleotides. Its product is annotated as metallothionein-like protein 4B. The transcript is spliced from 3 exons. The record is from RefSeq and is a predicted model, not a curated record. Gene Ontology annotation, molecular function: zinc ion binding. Lineage: Eukaryota; Viridiplantae; Streptophyta; Magnoliopsida; Sapindales; Anacardiaceae. The coding region runs from base 1 to 285 and encodes 94 amino acids.
AUGUGCACAUGUUUGCAGUCAGAAAUAAAACUAUUAAUAGUGGCAGAUGUGAGAGGAAGUGCAGUAGUUUGCAACGACAGAUGUGGCUGCCCUUCACCUUGCCCCGGCGGUCUAGCUUGCAGCUGCACAGGCAAGGAGGGGAAUGAGUGUGAGCACAAUAGGUGCUUGUGUGGGGAGCACUGCGGCUGCAAUCCAUGCAGUCGCAGCAAGACUGAAGUACUUGGAACAGAGAAGGCAUUUUGUAAAUGUGGUACUGGUAGUGCGUGUCCCGCUUGUGCUGCCUGAAACAAUGGAGGGAUUUGUUGUUGUCUCUUGUGAAGUAAGAUAUAGCUAGCGAGCUAGCUGAGUAUGUGUUUCAAUGUCAUCAAAGGCUUGUUCAGAACGUUUUAGCUUGAAAAAUGUCAAUGAAUAUGAAUAACACAUCAAUCAAAUAGAGCUUGUGUUAUAAUUUGUUUACUGUCA